Pistacia vera is the source of this 312-nucleotide messenger RNA. RefSeq names its product two-component response regulator ORR9-like. The coding region runs from base 1 to 312 and encodes 103 amino acids. The transcript has 2 exons. Gene Ontology annotation, biological process: phosphorelay signal transduction system; cytokinin-activated signaling pathway. Lineage: Eukaryota; Viridiplantae; Streptophyta; Magnoliopsida; Sapindales; Anacardiaceae. The record is from RefSeq and is a predicted model, not a curated record.
AUGCCUGGAAUGACAGGCUAUGAUCUCCUCAGAAAAAUCAAGGAAUCUCCUUCUUUAAAAGACAUUCCAGUUGUGAUAAUGUCAUCAGAAAAUAUUCCUUCAACAAUUAACAGAUGUUUGGAGGAAGGAGCUGAAGAAUUCUUUCUGAAACCAGUUCAAUUAUCAGAUGUAAGCAAGCUUAAGCCUCAUCUCAUGAAGGAAAACUCAAAGGAGAUUCCCAGCAGAUUGCCAGGUUUCUUUGAUAGCAUGACCGCGAAACGUCUCGUUUCUGGACGUAAUUGUGGAUCACAUUGUGUGCACAAAGCAUUUUAA